This is a messenger RNA of Arabidopsis arenosa, 3019 nucleotides long. Lineage: Eukaryota; Viridiplantae; Streptophyta; Magnoliopsida; Brassicales; Brassicaceae. The record is from the annotation of a GenBank genome assembly.
GACUCUGUCAUAUUCACGAGGAGCCGCCUCUGCUCUAGUCAUAAACCCUUAACGAAGAAAAAAAUCUGAAAGUAUGGACGAGAGAUACAUGAAGAAAGAAGGAACUCUAGUACGAGAAGAUGGCCCAAAACCCGCCGGAAAACCCUCACUGGGAGACUUAUAUUCUGAAUCCUGCAACCUUUACUUCAAGGGUUUCCUAAGGGAGGAAACAACAGGGUUAUUGGCGGGAUUUGGGAUUGCAAUUUGCAGAGAAGAGGAUGAUAGUUUCUUGUUUCAGAUGAGGAGAUCACUUCAUGACUCUGUCAAUACAGUUUUGGAGGCUGAGCUUAUAGCAUUGAAGCGAGGACUAACCGAAGCUGUAAUUUUGGGGAUCAAUCAUAUCACAAUUUACUGCGAUAAUUAUCAGAUUUUUGAAUUGGUCAUGGAAAGAUCCGCGCCUGAGCAAGAGAACAUCGCCUUGAUAAUGAAUGAUGUGCAACGUAUCAGACAACAAUUAACAUCUAGCAUUCCUGUUCUUGUGAAUGGAAAUCAUCAAGCUAAGUUAGGUUACAAACUUGCAAUGGAAUCAAUAAACAUACUGUACAUACGUAUGCCUCCUGCUCAUAAGAACACUUGCGGUAUCUGUUUCAAUGAUAAUAUCAAAGCUGAGAAGAUGUUUUCCGUUGCAUUAUGUCGUCAUCAAUUCUGCGUGGAUUGCUUGAACCCACAUAUAGAAGUGGAACUAGUAGAGGGAAGAAGUGUACCGACAUGUCCUCAUUACGGCUGCAAAUCGAACUUGAAUCUUAGAAGCUGUGCCUAUCUUUUGACACCUAAGAUACAAAAGAUGUGGGAACGAAGGAUCAAACAAGACUCAAUUCCUGAAUGGGACAGAUUUCAUUGCCCAAAACCAAGUUGCUCGGCUUGGAUGUCGAAAACUAAGCUCUUUGAAUCUACCGAAGAAGAGGGAGUUAGGAGAUGUUGUUUUAAAUGUCGUACACCCUUUUGCAUUAACUGCAAAGUUCCGUGGCAUAGUAACUUGUCGUGCGACGAAUACAAGAAUUCGCUUCCAAAGCCUACUACAACAGUGUGGCAUCAAUGUAGAAGUUGCCAACACAUGAUCGAACUAUCGGAAAAACACUCUAAAAUAACUUGCAGGUGUGGCUAUACGUUUUGCUACAUAUGUGGAGCUCAAUGGAAGCUUAGAGGUAACCGCACUUGCUACUCUCUACUCGAAACCCUAAUGGCGGCGAUUGAAGACGACGAAGUCUCUCUGAUACUCGAAGAACAGCGUGAAGAAAUCAUGGCGGCUAAAACCCUAGCCCGCGACCACGAUUUAGCUUUCAAUCUCCAAAUGCAAGAAGCCCUAGCGGUUUCUCGAGCAGCCCACACUUCCUCCGUCCCGGAUUCUCCCACCGGAGACGCCGCAACCGUCGAUUUCACCGGCGCGGAGGAAGAAUUCGACUUCACUUCUCUGAUUCUACAAGACAUUGCUCGAGCCGAUCAAGAGAGGAGAGAUCGUGAGUUUGGUGAACAGGAGAUGAAGAGACUGAAAGUUGAUCUCGACCGUCGGAUUCAUGAUCAGAAGUUUGCUAAAGAGCUUAUGAAUAUCCCUGAAGGAGAUUGGAGUAAACACGGUGACAAUUACCAAAAGCCUUACUCUCUGGGUGCUGGGUCUUCUUCGUCCUCUGCGAUUGGGAAUGAGAGCUUUAGGGUUUAUUGUAAAGGUUUGGUGAGUGAAGAGAUGAUUGGAGAUACGAGAGCUGUGGUUGGUGGUGUUGGUGUUGCGAUUUGUGAUUCGACUGAUAAUUUGAUUUGGGAAGUGAAGAAGGUUUUGGGAGCUGAAGAGUCUAAAAGCCCUGAAAUUGCGGAAUUGGAGGCGCUUGUUCAUGGGUUAGAUGAAGCUUUGACAUUUGAUUUGGGAAGAGUUACGUUUUUCAUUGAUCAUUUCAAGGUCUUCCAAUACGUGACAGGUAGGGUGGAACCGAGGCAAAGCGUUGUUGCGACACUUGUGAAUCAAGUGGCUGUUCUCCAAAAGAAAUUCUCAUAUUGCCAACCAUCACUUUUGACAAGAAAUGAUGUUAAGUUUGUCUUCAAGCUUGCAAGAGAUGCUAUUGUGUCCCAAAUCAAGUGGCCUGAGGAAACUAGUAAAGGCAAGACCUUCAAGGAAACUUGUGUGAUUUGUUACGAAGGCAUCACUGUUGACAAGAUGUUUUCGGUAGAUGGUUGUUUCCACCGUUUCUGCUUUUCCUGCAUGAAACAGCAUGUGGAAGUGAAGCUACUAGGAGGACAAACUGCUAGUUGUCCGAGCGAAGGGUGCAAAUCAGAAGUAAAGAUUGAAUGCUGUGCAAAAUUUUUGGAUCCUAAGCUGGUUAAUGUGAUGAUCCAACGCAAGAAAGAAGGCUCAAUUGGUGUUACAGAUAAAGUUUACUGUCCAUAUCCUAAAUGUUCGGAGCUGAUGGUCAAAGCCGAAGUCUUGGAAUAUACCAAACAGUUUUUCGUUGGUGCUGAGCAAUCUGGAGCAAGAAAAUGCAUGAAAUGUGGGCAUUUUUUCUGCACCCAGUGCAAGGUACCGUGGCACUAUAACGUCACCUGCAAUGACUUCAGUAAAACAAAGGGCUAUCAGAAUGCUGGUGAUGGAAUGCUGAAGUCUCUGGCACAGAGCAAGCGGUGGAGACAAUGCAUUAAGUGUAACAACAUGGUUGAGCUUGUGUGGGGAUGCUACCAUAUAACCUGCAGAUGCGGAUAUGAGUUUUGUUACACAUGUGGAGCUGAAUGGAAGAAGAAGAAAGCAACAUGUUCGUGCCCGAUCUGGGAUGAGCGCAACAUAAUCCGUGAAAGGAAUGCGAUCCCCCCUAGGAGGUGACUGUUUCUUCUGUUGCGUGAAAAAAUUAGGUAGCUUAAUCUUAUUUUGGAAUCAAAAGACCAGUAGUGGUUAGCUUGGGUUUUAGUGGUUUUUCGAGCUGAUCCAGACUUCGGUAUUUUAGUUUCGAUCUUCUAUUUCGGUUUGUUGAUGCUAGGAAAAGAAAUGACAUUUUUAACU